AUGAAGAAUUGGAUCACUGCCGCCGCUGUGAUCGUCGCCGGGAUGGCGACCGCAGGCGGCCCGGCCGCCGCGCAAUCGGGAGAGGCCUCGAAGGGCCAGCGCGUCUUCAACGCCCAGUGCAAGGGAUGUCACACGCUCGAGAAGGAUGGCGCGAGCCACACCGGUCCCAAUCUGCACGGCCUAUUCGGCCGCAAGGCCGGCACCGGUGGCGGUUACGACUCCUCCGACGCGAUGAAGAAUUCGGGCAUCGUCUGGGACGACACGACGCUCGCCGAAUACACCCGCGAUCCCAAGGGCAAGGUGCCGGGCACCAAGAUGCUCUACAACGGCGUCAAGAAUGCCGGCCAGCUCGCCGACCUCGUCGCCUACCUCAAGGAAGCGACCAAGUAG
Molecule: messenger RNA, 390 nt
Organism: Ostertagia ostertagi
Lineage: Eukaryota; Metazoa; Nematoda; Chromadorea; Rhabditida; Trichostrongylidae
Source: the annotation of a GenBank genome assembly